UUGAUUUCUUUGUUUGGGGUAAUGCUAUUGCACACAAUCACUUUGUUGGUCAUUUUGUGUUUUCAUGAGAUAGGAAGAAGAAGAAACGCAGAAGAACUGACCACAGUUAGGAAAGAUUAAUUGGACCACCAGCUAUGCUUGGAUCAAAUGUUGCUUAUUCUGAUGUCCUUCUUGAUUUAUAUGGCUGGUUAUGCAGAUUUGAUGGUAUCAGAUUGAAGACGAAUCCUUGAACCUCGAUGAGAUGCCCUUGAUGAUGUCAGAGGAGGCAUUUGAAAACGAUGAGAGUGACUAUCAGACGCUACCCAGAGCCAGAGUCAGUCAGACAUGUAGGGGACUGGGCUGGUUCCUCUGUGGUGGAUGGAAGGUCCUGUGCAGCAGCUGCUGUGAAUGUCUGGUUCACACAUGUCGCAGGAAGAAGGAGCUGAAGACUCGGACAGUGUGGCUGGGACAUCCCGAGAAAUGUGAAGAGAAGUACCCUAAAAAUGCUAUCAAGAACCAGAAAUAUAACAUUAUCACUUUUGUGCCAGGGGUUCUCUACCAGCAGUUUAAGUUUUUCCUCAACCUUUAUUUUCUGGUGGUGGCAUGCUCUCAGUUUGUUCCUUCACUAAAGAUUGGAUAUUUGUACACCUAUUGGGCCCCACUGGGCUUUGUUAUGGCUGUCACCAUGGCGAGAGAAGCAGUUGACGAAGUUCGCCGCUGCCGGAGAGAUAAAGAGAUGAACUCACAGCUGUACAGUAAACUUACUGUGAGAGGAAAAGUGCAAGUUAAGAGCUCAGACAUACAGGUUGGAGAUUUAAUCAUUGUGGAAAAGAAUCAAAGAAUACCCGCUGAUAUGAUUUUUCUGAGAACCUCCGAGAAGACAGGUUCAUGUUUUAUUAGAACAGAUCAGCUGGAUGGAGAGACGGACUGGAAACUGAGAAUCGCUGUUCCUUGCACUCAGAGACUUCCUGCUUUAGGGGAUCUCUUCUCCAUCAGUGCGUAUGUUUACGCCCAGAAACCUCAACUGGACAUUCACAGUUUCGAGGGGAACUUCACAAGAGAGGAUUGUGACCCUCCCGUCCACGAGAGCUUGAGUAUUGAGAACACCCUGUGGGCGAGCACUGUGGUGGCAUCUGGUACUAUCAUUGGUGUGGUGAUAUAUACCGGGAAAGAGACGAGAAGUGUGCUGAAUACUUCACAGUCCAAAAACAAGGUGGGGCUGUUGGACCUGGAGUUAAACCGCCUUACGAAAGCUCUGUUCCUGGCCCAGGUCGUUCUGUCUAUUGUUAUGGUUGCUCUGCAGGGCUUUCUUGGGCCCUGGUUUCGUAACCUCUUCCGUUUUGUGGUUCUGUUUUCAUACAUCAUCCCCAUCAGUCUGAGAGUAAACCUGGACAUGGGGAAGUCAGCGUACGGUUGGAUGAUAAUGAAGGAUGAAAAUAUUCCAGGUACUGUAGUUCGGACAAGCACUAUACCGGAAGAGCUGGGGCGUCUGGUAUACCUGCUCACAGACAAAACAGGCACUCUGACCCAGAAUGAGAUGGUCUUCAAGCGUCUCCAUCUUGGUACAGUCUCGUAUGGGACUGACACCAUGGAUGAGAUCCAGAGUCACAUCAUCCAGUCCUACGCUCAGGUGAACUCGGCACAAUCCAAUGGCAGCAGUGCGAGUUCUACACCAUCACGGAAACCGCAGCCACCUGCGCCAAAGGUUCGGAAAAGCGUAAGCAGCAGAAUCCACGAGGCCGUGAAAGCCAUUGCCCUCUGCCAUAACGUCACUCCAGUGUACGAAUCCCAUGCUAAUGGCACCAGCUCAGAACCGGAGAGCACAGAGGCUGACCAGGACUUCAGUGAUGACAACCGCACAUACCAGGCCUCAAGCCCUGAUGAGGUGGCCUUAGUGCGCUGGACCGAGAGUGUGGGUUUGACUCUGGUCAACAGAGACUUGACAUCGCUGCAACUGAAGACCCCAGCAGGACACAUCCUGACCUACUACAUCCUGCAGAUCUUCCCUUUCACCUCUGAAAGCAAGCGAAUGGGUAUCAUUGUCCGGGUGCGUCUCAACACGGAGGAGGCUACUGGCGACAUCACGUUUUACAUGAAAGGAGCUGAUGUUGCCAUGGCGAGUAUUGUACAGUACAAUGAUUGGCUGGAGGAGGAGUGUGGGAAUAUGGCCAGAGAGGGCCUGCGGACACUGGUGGUGGCAAAGAAAUCAUUGACUGAAGAACAGUACCAAGACUUUGAGAGUCGUUAUAACCAGGCAAAGCUGAGUAUUCAUGAUCGUGCUCUGAAGGUGGCAGCAGUGGUGGAGAGUUUGGAGAGGGAGAUGGAGCUUCUGUGUCUCACUGGAGUGGAAGAUCAGCUGCAGGCCGAUGUUAGACCCACACUGGAACUCCUCCGCAAUGCUGGGAUCAAGAUUUGGAUGUUGACAGGAGACAAGCUGGAAACUGCUACAUGUAUCGCCAAAAGCUCACAUUUGGUUAACAGAAGCCAAGACAUCCACAUCUUCAGACCGGUAUCCAAUCGCGGUGAGGCUCAUCUAGAGCUGAACGCCUUUAGGAGGAAACACGACUGUGCGCUGGUCAUCUCAGGAGAUUCUCUGGAGGUGUGCUUGCGGUACUACGAGCAUGAGUUUGUGGAGCUGGCAUGUCAGUGCCCCGCUGUGGUUUGCUGUCGCUGCUCUCCCACGCAGAAAGCUCAGAUUGUUCGAUUGCUACAACAGCACACGGCCAACAGAACAUGUGCCAUAGGUGAUGGAGGAAAUGAUGUCAGUAUGAUCCAAGCUGCAGACUGUGGUAUUGGUAUUGAAGGGAAGGAGGGAAAGCAGGCAUCUCUGGCCGCAGAUUUCUCCAUAACCCAGUUUAAGCACAUCGGCAGACUGCUGAUGGUACAUGGACGCAACAGCUACAAACGCUCGGCAGCUCUCGGACAGUUUGUCAUGCACCGUGGCAUGAUAAUCUCCACCAUGCAGGCUGUGUUUUCCUCAAUUUUCUACUUUGCAUCUGUUCCUCUGUAUCAAGGCUUCCUCAUGGUGGGUUAUGCCACCAUGUACACCAUGUUCCCUGUCUUUUCUUUGGUGCUGGACCAGGAUGUGAAGCCAGAGAUGGCUUUGCUCUAUCCUGAGCUCUAUAAAGACCUCACCAAGGGUCGCUCCCUGUCCUUUAAGACCUUCCUGAUUUGGGUUUUGAUAAGUAUAUAUCAAGGGGGCAUUCUGAUGUACGGGGCCCUGGUGCUGUUCGAUCAGGAGUUUGUGCAUGUGGUGGCGAUUUCCUUCACUGCUCUUAUCCUGACAGAGCUGCUGAUGGUGGCGUUGACCAUCCGCACUUGGCACUGGCUCAUGGUGGUCGCCGAGCUCAUCAGUCUGGGCUGCUACCUUGCCUCCCUCGCCUUUCUCAACGAGUAUUUUGAUCUUUCGUUUAUCACAACACGGGUGUUUUUGUGGAAGGUGUGUGCCAUCACGCUGGUCAGCUGUCUGCCGCUUUACAUCCUAAAAUAUCUGAAGCGGAAGUUCUCCCCACCCAGUUAUUCCAAACUCUCCUCCUGAGCGUUCCAUACUUCUAAACAGAUACAAAGUUCCAUAAGUGCUUUAUGAUGCUGUCUAUGUAUGCUUAUUCAAUGACAUAAUGUGACACUUAUGUAUGUUUAUAUGGACAAAGAUGGUCGUUUAGAGUGGGACAUGGGACAGUUGUAGGGGAAGAUGGUGAGUAGUGAGUACUUGAAGAGACUAAAGCACAAAAAGAGACCAAGAUGGAACAAAAGGAAAAUGAGGAAACCAAAGGGUUGUUUAGGGGGACCCCACACUGGAAUGACAGACCCAAACCUGUCAUUUUUGCUAAAAAUGUAUAUAAAUGUUAAAUCAGCAUUACAUUUUUUUUUUUUUUUUUUUUUUGAAGCCUAUAGAUUUUUUAAAUGUUUUUUAUUGAUGGGGUACAAUGAUGUUUAUCGAGACCAUUUGAGCUAUAAUGUAUGCCUCAUCAGUAGUAUCCUUUCCAUACUCAUCAGCACUUUUCCUUAAUUUUUGGCACUUACUGCACUACAUUAUUAAAGGGAUAAUUCACCCCAAAAUGAAAAUUUGUUAGCAUGUACUCACCCUCAUAGUGUUCGAAAGCCGUAUGACUUUCCACAAAAGAAGUAAAUGGCAUGAUGGCAAGUAAAUUAAAGACUAACCCUUGUACUUUGUAAUUAAUGUGGUCGGGAGGGGGUGGGGACUCAUAAAAUAAUUGAGUUGUGAUUUGAAUGUUUUGCUUGCAUGAGUGUUGCAUACUGAAGUUGAAUAUGGGCAGCUCUGAUGUCUUGUGCUACUGUUGCGUUGUGGCUGCUGCUGCUAUAUGAUCCUGCUGCAAAUCUGUGUAAAUGUAAGCUGGAGCAAAGCAAGAGUUUUUACAGUAGGAACUAUUUGUUCUGGGAACAGCUUUAACCUAAAUGGACACAGCCAUUGUAUUAAAGAGAGAGUUCCCCAUAAAUGCAAUUCUGUCAUCCUUUACUCACCCUCAUGUUGUUCCAAACCUGUAUGACUUUCGUCAGAGGAACGGAAAAGGAGGCAGAAUGUUUGGGACUGGAAGCCUCCAUCACAAUGAAAGAGACUUAACAUUCUGUCUAACAUUUCCUUUUGUGUUCCUCUGAGGAAAGUCAUACAAGUUUGGAAAUGACAUGUGGGUGAGAAUUUUCAUUUCUGGGUGCACUAUCCCUUUAAAAUGACAUUUUACAAGUCUGUAAUCCUUUAAAAUGAUAAAUUCUUUGUUUUUUAGAGCGGUAACUUGACUGACAUUUUGAGUGACUACAUGACUUUGUUACUCAUUGUUGAAUCCCACCUCUUGACAUAGAACCAGGACUUGAUUGUAGUAUUUUCUUGGAAUUGGUGUUAUGAACUAAUGACUUUUAUAAGAUUGUAAAAACUGAAAACAAAUGUAUUAGAUAGGAUUUACUAAGCUGCCAAGAGAUAUGCCAUAAUUUUGUAGUUCUAAAAUGGAGUAUGGCACUCGCUUGCUAGCUUUUUCAUAGUUUAGGAAAGGUGAGAGUUUCCUUUUUAUACACAAUGGCACAUUACAGUCAGCAAUAAUGUUGGAGUUUCACGAUUUUUUGAGGACAUUCACGGAAGAAGUACUUGUUGCACUGACCCCCCCCCCCCAAUUACUGUGCUUACGAUGUAUAUAGUUCGCUCAGUAAUGUGUAAGAUCUUGCCUAAAGUAGUUGGCCGGUAUGUGGAAUGAGUUUUAUCAUUCACUUUAUUUUCUAUACUGUGUGCAUGCGUGUUUACAAUACUGAAUGAGACAAUGCCAAGCACAUAUAUGUGCCAUAUGCUGUUCUUUUCUCGCUGUGCAUAAUGAUGGAAUUCUGUUUGGCUUGGAAAAAAUUGGGUUGUAUUGUACUUCACUCAGGAAAAUCACUAACUGAAUUCUUCGCCUGCUGUAUAAAAACCUUAAAUUAACCUUGUGAGAGCCUAACAACAAUAGCUUAUUUAUUAUUUGUGUUUGUGUACUCUGUUGCUCUGGCAUUUUUUUUUUUUUUUUAACUGAGUGAUACAUUAUUGAAAAAUUUGUGGUAUUUCUAUAGUAUUGUUACUGCAACAGUGGCUGCAGCUUCUGUGAGUGUACUCUCAAUGUAAUCAGCACUGCGGUUUAAUCAGUAUAUUUAUACAUUUUAUUUUUAUUUACAAUUGAUAUUAGUGUCUAAUUAAAGAGCAGUUUGUUUCCAAA
Messenger RNA from Myxocyprinus asiaticus (Chinese sucker), 5669 nucleotides. RefSeq names its product probable phospholipid-transporting ATPase IIB. The transcript has 29 exons. The record is from RefSeq and is a predicted model, not a curated record. Gene Ontology annotation, cellular component: endosome; trans-Golgi network; plasma membrane. The coding region runs from base 242 to 3517 and encodes 1091 amino acids. Gene Ontology annotation, biological process: endocytosis; phospholipid translocation; retrograde vesicle-mediated transport, Golgi to endoplasmic reticulum. Gene Ontology annotation, molecular function: ATPase-coupled intramembrane lipid carrier activity; ATP binding; ATP hydrolysis activity. NCBI's taxonomy places the organism in Eukaryota, Metazoa, Chordata, Actinopteri, Cypriniformes, Catostomidae.